AUGCCGGCCACAGCGAAGCCAAUUCAGGUGGUGGAGUGGAGACGGGGGCGUUACGUGGAGGAGGAGGAAGAAGGGCGCUACCAGCUGUACCCCGGGCACAUCCCCACGAGCCCGCUGCAGAAAGCGCUGCUGGCUGGCGGCUCGGCGUUUAUGGCUCUCUAUGACCCCUACAGACACGACAUGGUGGCAGUCCUUGGGGAGACCACGGGCUGCCUUGCCCUGCCCAACCUGCGAGACAAGAUGAAACACCACCCUGAAGGUUACCGCAUCCUCCAGGAACGGCCUCGCAUCCGUCUCUCCACCCUGGACAUGGCCAGGCUGCGUGGGCUGCCGGAUGGCUCGCUGGGCCGAGAGUACGUCCGGUUCUUGGAGAACAAUAAGGUUUCUCCAGACACCCGGAUGCCACCCAAGUUUGUUGAUGAUGAAGAGCUGGCAUACGUGAUCCAGCGGUACCGAGAAGUCCACGACCUGAUGCACACCCUCCUGGGCAUGCCAACCAACAUGCUAGGCGAGGUCGUGGUGAAGUGGUUCGAAGCCAUCCAGACGGGGCUGCCCAUGUGUGUCCUGGGAGCUGCGUUCGGCCCCGUCCGUCUCAGCGCACAAAAGCUGCAGGUCCUGGCCACCAAGCUGGUUCCCUGGGCGAUUCGGAGCGGGCGCAAUGCCAGCUGUAUCCUGAAUGUCUACUACGAGCAGCGCUGGGAGCAGCCAGUGGAGUCCCUGCGGGAGGAGAUCGGCAUCUUCCCUCCCCCGGCCAUUCGAGUGUGAGAGCUCAAGUACGGGGAGGGGACAGGGGAUCCCCUUCAGCAGACAGCAGUGGUCCCCUGCUGCGCUCCAUCUCCUCCUGCCUGGGAGCACAGCGUGGCUCUGCUACCAGCCGCCACGGACUCCGGGGCUGAGUUUUCUCCUGCCAAGAGCUGGCACCCUCCCGUUGGUAGGGACCAAGUGGUCCCUCCCUGUGCCAUGACAAAACUUGACACUUCUUACUGUUUGUGAUUCAGUGGAGGGGUGGCAAGUCCCACCAUGCCUUUGCCAGCUGGGUCUGGCUGCUGGCUCCAGUACUGAUGCUCCAAAAUGCUGGGGUGGGGAGGGAGCAGAGCUGGUUUACAACACACCGGAGCAAACUUGGCCUUCUGCAGCUCUAGGGCUGUAUAGGUAAAUCCCUCCUCCCACCCUCCCAGGGAAGAUCAAGGCUUAAAGUCUUGGGGCCGCCCUGGACUGGAGCUAAACCAGUGAUUUACAGAGCAGCCCAGGGGCAGGCUUGGUGUGUGCAACAGUGAAAUCCCAUCUUGUACUGGUGCCUGACUGGUUUCCUGAUGGAUCAUAUGAGAUGUGCCUCAUGCCUUGGAGACCAGGCAGUGUGUGAUUGCAUACCGACGGGAGCAGGCAGGGAACUACCUUUGGAUAUUAUCCCUGCUGGAUUGGCUGUUUGAGAGCCGAUCCCAGUCUGCAGCGUCUCCCUGUAGUCCCUCCCCGUCAAAAAUGCUGAAAUCCACGUGAUUGCACUGGGUUUUCAAUAGGAAUUGUCCCCUCCUUGGGCAACAAAAUGACGCGAUCGGGAAUAAGGGGCUGAAUCCUGGGAGUACAGAAACAGCGGCUGCUUGCGCUGCGUCUGGGAGCUGAUUGCUGUCUGGGUUAAUUAAACAGGGCUCCAGACUGCCAGUGGCUGGAGUGCAGAGUUGUCGGAUGCGAGGGCAGAGAGCCACGAGGCCGGGGUCUCUUUGUACAUGUGGGUUUGCUGUUGAAAUUCCUUCUUGCUUAAUAAAAUCCACGG
This is a messenger RNA of Pygoscelis adeliae (Adelie penguin), 1771 nucleotides long. RefSeq names its product coenzyme Q4 (gene COQ4). Gene Ontology annotation, biological process: ubiquinone biosynthetic process. Gene Ontology annotation, cellular component: mitochondrial inner membrane; mitochondrion. NCBI's taxonomy places the organism in Eukaryota, Metazoa, Chordata, Aves, Sphenisciformes, Spheniscidae. Bases 1 to 765 code for a protein of 254 amino acids. The transcript has 7 exons. The record is from RefSeq and is a predicted model, not a curated record.